UUCUGUUUGUCAAAAGGAAGAAAUGGCUGAAAACCAUUUUUCCACCUUCACUUUAGUCCAGCCAUUCAUACCAGGUCCUCGAAUGGCAUUUGUCAACCAUUGUGAUACAGAGGAAGGAGCAAGAGAGUCAGAAGUUGGAGACAAUACCAACACGAUUGGUAUUGUUGAAAGUGCUACACAAAAGCAAAUAGAUAAAAUCUCUGUACUGUUAUCAGGACACGACAAACCAAAAGAACCAAGUUUGUAUUUGGAGAGUAUUUCAGAGACUCUUUCAGAGAAGGAUCUUAGUCAUUCAUCUCAGGAUGCCAAUCAAGAAGAAAAAAACAGAGUAAAUGCACAAGUAGAAGGACACAAAAUUUUAUCAAAAUCAGUGAAAGAGGAAGAAGAACCUAAAGGAAGUGAAAAUAACCAGCCACAGAAUUUAUCAGAGAAUCUUACCAAGGAGGAUCUUAGUGGUUCUUCUUGGACUGGCAAUUCAAAUGGAUACAAGACAGUACCCAAACAAGUAAAGGUGCAUGUUAAGACACAACCUCAGUAUCAGGUAACAAUAUUCAUUCAGGAAAUUUGCACACACAGAGAAGAUUGGAUUACUGCAGCUCCAGAGAUUACUGGAAGGAGGAGGAAGUGCUGGAUUGGGGCAGAACACAGGGAGGCAUUUCUCUUCUCCAGAAGGAUCAGGCAUCUGAGAUAUAUGUUGCAUUGAUACUAGUUAAUCAGAUCAGGUUACUUUGAACA
This is a messenger RNA of Nycticebus coucang (slow loris), 735 nucleotides long. RefSeq lists its product as uncharacterized. The record is from RefSeq and is a predicted model, not a curated record. NCBI's taxonomy places the organism in Eukaryota, Metazoa, Chordata, Mammalia, Primates, Lorisidae. The coding region runs from base 23 to 703 and encodes 226 amino acids. The transcript is spliced from 7 exons.